AUGGAGACAAAGGCUCAAAUACCCAAGGGAUCUCCUUCAUUAUCAGACUGGCCAAACUACCAAGGGUUUGAUACUUCAUAUGAAGAAAGGUCUCCUGUCGAGCUGAAGGUGACUGGAAAGAUCCCACCGUGGGCAGCCGGUACGCUGUUCCGCACAGGAAUCGGUCGGGGACAGAUUGAAUCGGACAAAGGAGUGUAUCGAGUCUGCCACUGGUUCGAUGGCUUUGCAGUCGUGCAUAGAUUUCAGAUUCUAGCACCCGAUGAAGAGCAUCCUGAAAUCAGAGUCAUAUACAACUCUCGCAGUACUUGUGAUGGCCUGAUUGAAAUGAUCCGAAAGACCGGCGAGCGGAAGACGAUGACCUUUGCAAGGAAAUACGACCCCUGCCAGAGCUACUUCAAAAAGGUCAUGUCUGUCUUCCAGGCCGAUCGACCACGCAAACCAGAUGAAUACUCUAUGGCCAUUACGCUAUCCGUUGACUUUCCGGGCCUAGAAUCUGUGGGAACGAAGAAACCUGUUGGACAUGGCUCCAGUAUCCAGUAUCUUGUCAACAAGACGGAUUCGGCGGUAUUGCAGACGCUGGACCCGGAAACCCUUGAGCCCGUGGGGAUUGCAAAGCAGCAUGCCCUUCACCCGGAGCUUCGAGGCCCCAUGUCUGGAGCUCAUGCGAAAUCCGACCCGGUAACGGGUGACGUUUACAACUUCAACCUUGAGUUCGGAAUGACACCGACGUACCGAGUGUUUACCGUCUCUCGGUCAACUGGCAAGACGUCUAUAUUGGCGACUAUAACGGAUGCUACCCCGGCUUAUAUCCAUUCAAUCUUCCUAACGGAGAACUAUGUGGUUCUUUGUGUGUGGAACUCCUUCUUUGUGGCCAACGGUAUGAAGAUCCUGUGGACGAGAAACGUUCUCGAUGCGAUUGGGGAGUAUGAUGCGUCUCGUCCUGCUAGGUGGUUUGUGGUUGAUCGCCGGACUGCUGAAAAUGGCGGCAGGGGACUAGUAGCUACGUUUGAGAGUGAUCCGUUCUUCUGCUUCCAUAGCGUGAAUGCGUAUGAAGUGCCAUCUCAGACCGGGCCAGGAACGGACAUUAUAGCGGAUUUGGUUGCGUAUGAGAACCUCAACGCCCUGAAGUGUUUCUACCUGGACAAUCUCAAGUCGAAUUCACCUAAUGCAGGAAAGACAAAGGCGGCGAAUGAGUUUUCAUCUGCCCUCGUGAGAUAUCGUCUGCAGAAUAUAUUGCUGGAGGCCACCUCAGAAGAUGUACAAACAGCUAGAAAGGCUGUUCUUGAGCGCAAGUCUGAGCCGAUUCAGUCGCCGGAGCUGCCAACACUUAAUCCACGUUUCAUUACUCGGCCACAUCGGUAUAUAUAUGCAGUGAACUUCACGGGAUCAUCUACUUUCUUCGACGGACUGGUGAAGAUGGAUACAAGAACACACGAGAGCAAGUUCUGGUCUCGUCAGGGGCAAAGUGCAGGAGAACCAAUCUUUGUCCCACGAACUAAGGGUCCACUGGUGGAUGUUUUAGCGGGGGACGACGGUUCCGAGGAGGACGACGGGGUGUUGCUGUCUGUUGUGCUUGAUGGGCUGUCAGGGAGCUCGUAUCUGCUUGUGCUUGAUGCAAAGACUAUGACUGAAGUAGGCAGGGCAGAGCUCAAUGGUGCUAUUGGCUUUGGGUUCCAUGGCAUACAUGUUCGUUCAAACGAGCAGAAAGGAAUCGACUUCUAA
Messenger RNA from Trichophyton rubrum CBS 118892, 1722 nucleotides. RefSeq lists its product as uncharacterized. Gene Ontology annotation, biological process: carotene catabolic process. The record is from RefSeq and is a predicted model, not a curated record. Bases 1 to 1722 code for a protein of 573 amino acids. Gene Ontology annotation, molecular function: carotenoid dioxygenase activity. Lineage: Eukaryota; Fungi; Ascomycota; Eurotiomycetes; Onygenales; Arthrodermataceae. The transcript has 2 exons.